Ailuropoda melanoleuca (giant panda) is the source of this 533-nucleotide messenger RNA. It is a transcript of the gene TLNRD1, whose product is annotated as talin rod domain containing 1. The coding region runs from base 51 to 533 and encodes 160 amino acids. Gene Ontology annotation, molecular function: actin binding. The transcript is spliced from 2 exons. Lineage: Eukaryota; Metazoa; Chordata; Mammalia; Carnivora; Ursidae. The record is from RefSeq and is a predicted model, not a curated record.
CGCAGCCGCGGAAGAGGCUGGUGUCCGUCUGCGACCACUGCAAAGGCAAGAUGCAGCUGGUGGCCGACCUGCUGCUGCUGUCGAGCGAGGCGCGGCCCGUGCUGUUCGAGGGCCCCGCCUCCUCCUGUGCCGGCGCCGAGUCCUUCGAGCAGUGCCGGGACACGAUCAUCGCGCGCACCAAGGGGCUCUCCAUCCUCACCCACGACGUGCAGAGCCAGCUCAACAUGGGCCGCUUCGGGGAGGCGGGGGACAGCCUGGUGGAGCUGGGCGACCUGGUGGUGUCGCUGACCGAGUGCUCCGCCCACGCGGCCUACCUGGCGGCCGUGGCCACGCCGGGCGCGCAGCCCGCGCAGCCGGGCCUGGUGGACCGCUACCGUGUGACGCGCUGCCGCCACGAGGUGGAGCAGGGCUGCGCGGUUGCUGGCCUGGCCUUGGAUCAAGAGCCCCGCAUGGGGCCAGUGAGGCCUGCAGAGGGCUCCUGGGCCGGGCUGCCUGAUGGUGUGGAUCACCAGGAGUGGAACUGGGACAUCUGA